AUGACGACGCGUGCAAUCACAGUGCCGUCGCAGCAACGCAAGACCUUUGGCGGUGAGCCUGCUGUGUCGGACUCGCCUCCGCUGGCGCACACGGGAGGAGUGGCAGGCUCGGCGACGUCAAACAACCCAUAUGCUCCCGCACCCUAUGCUCCAGUCCCUUCGCCCUACGCCGCCCCGUCGCGCCCCUCGCUCUUGAGGACCCCGCCGUCAUCGCUCUCGCUCAACUCGGAGGCAUCCACCCCGGGUACGCUGCACUCGGGCACAGGGCUGCACUCGGGCGGCGCGCUGCUGCCUGGAGAGGCGCCUGCUGGUGCUGGUCCUGCAGGGGGAACGCUCCCGGUGUAUGCCGGUGGCUACGGGACCAUCGGGGCUCAUCUUCGUGCGCAUCUCAAGCUCUCCGACUCGGACGGGACGCUGCAGUACAUGGACGACGAUGGCGUGCCCAUUCUUGCGCACGCAAGCAUGCUCUCGACGAUUAUCAACUUGACCAACACUAUCAUGGGCUCGGGUAUUCUCACGCUCCCCUUUGCGCUCCGCUGCGCAGGCUGGGGCGGUGGCAUGGGCAUCCUCACCUUUGCCUGCCUCAUGUCCAUCUGGUCCUUCUGGGUCCUCACUGUCUGCGUCCAGCAGACCGCCAAGUUCUCGUUCCGUGGCAUGGUCGAGUCUGUUCUCGGUGAGCGGACUGGCUUUGUCACCCAGGCGCUCAUCAUCGGCUACACCUCGUUUGCCUCGAUCGGCUACCUCGUCCUGCUCGGCGACUUUGUUACCUCGGCGCUCGGCUACUGGCUGCAUCCGGACUCGAUCCUUCUCAACCGCCGGCUGGUCAUUGCCGCCAUGGGCUGCAUUCUCCUCCCCUACGCCCUGCUCAAGAACCUGCACGCCCUGCGCCACACAUCGUUCUUUGGUGUCGCAGCCAUCCUCUACGUCGUCUUUGUCGUCAUCUUUCAGUUCUUCAGUCAGCACUCGGGCGAGAUCUCAAAGGCUGACGUCGAGGUUGUCAACGCCACACCACGCUUCUUCCUCGCCUUUCCGCUCACCGUCAUCUCGUUCACGGCCCAGUUCAAUCUGCCGGCAUUUUAUCGCGAGCUCAACAACCGCUCACCGCGGCGCAUGAUGAUCUGCGUCAUCGCCACCCUUGUCCUCUGCUUUACGGUCUAUGGUUCGGUCGCCAUCAUCGGCUACUUUACCUUUGGCACGAACACGCUCUCGGACAUUCUUGAGUCGUACCCACAAAAGUCCAAGCUUGUCCUCGCCGCCCGCCUCGCCAUGUCGGUCAACAUCCUCUCCACCUACCCGCUGGUUAACCACGCGCUCCGCGAAAACGUUCUCGACCUCUUUGUCGAAAAGUCCAAGCACUCGUUCCGCCUUCUCUCUAUUAUUUCCGUCGUGACCACGCUGCUCUUUGCUGGCAUUGCCAUUGUUGUGCCCAACAUCGGCGUCGUCGUCGACUACAACGGCUCCAUCAACGGCGUCUCCAUCGUCUACGUCAUCCCGGCCGUCGCCUACUGGGUCAUCACCCGCCGCUCGUCGGCCUCGUCGCUGCAGCGCGGCUUUACAUGGGUCGCUGCCGCCGUCGGCGUCGUGUGCGGCCUGCUCGGCAUUGUCUUUACCACUCUCAACCUCGUCGACGAAUCGCUUCUCGACAAGUAACGGAUGCCUCGUUUCACUAUUCCGGCGGCAGAAACGUGUCAAGCAUGUUGACGAGGUCGUUCACCGCUGCGCUGAACACGUGCGGCCGGGUCCCGCGUGGAUUCUUGGCCAAGCUCGCCACGUCCUCGAUGAGGUCCUUCGCGAUGAGCACAGCCUCCUCCUCGGCCUCGCUCGACUGCAUACACAGUGCCUCGAGCGCGUUCUCCAAGCUCUCGCUGAGCUUGUCGAUCCAUCCCGCAAUUCUCGCCGCAUUGUCCGUCGCCUCCUCCAGCUGAUACACAAUGUACACGACGUCGAUGACAACAUCGACCACCGCGUCCGGAUCCUUGCUCUCGCCCGCAAGCUCAACCGCAAGCUCAACCGCCCGCUCCAGCCCCGGCACAAUGUGGUUGUCCACGUACGCCCACAGCGCGAGGCCAGACACAAAGUCCGCGAGCUUGUGCGCAAUUCUCGACGCAAACACAAACGCCAUCCCUGACUGCUGCCGGAUCAUCAGUGCUUGUAGGUACGCCUCCAGCACUCGGAUUGAGAGCAGAGUGUGGGCUUGGACGCCCGACGAGUCGACAAGAUCCACCACAGCGUCUGCCCAGUUGGGCGUGUCCAGCGCCAGACGCAGCGACCGCUCCAGCUUGAGUUGUGAGACCACAAACUUGGCAGACUCGAGCGCUCCCGACAGUGCCACGGUGUGCUUGGCCACCUCGGUGUCGUCGGCCGCGCGAAAACUGCGCGGCGACACGGCACCCGCC
Molecule: messenger RNA, 2396 nt
Organism: Thecamonas trahens ATCC 50062
Lineage: Eukaryota; Apusomonadida; Apusomonadidae
Exons: 2
Coding region: 1-1650 (549 amino acids)
Biological process (GO): amino acid transmembrane transport
Molecular function (GO): amino acid transmembrane transporter activity
Source: RefSeq, a predicted model, not a curated record